CAACUAAAAAGAAAUGUCAACGACGUUCACAGUUCGGAUAACAAAUACAUUUUUAAUCCGUUUAAAUUGUGUACGCCGAUAGUGAAAAAAAAAGUAGUAUAAAAAGCGUACUCAAAUUAGUGAAGGUCAAGUCUGUAUUUAUCGUAAUUAAGUUUACAACUCCGAUUGUAAGGACGCGAAUCGAUGGAUCGUGAAAUCGUUUCCAAUGAAUAAUUAAUUAUUCCAAUUGUCAAUUUAAAAACCGUACCUCACAUGAUAACGAUGUCAGUCAGUCAGGUAAACUCGGCGAAUAAGCCGCUGAAGGGUAAAAGAAAUUCGAUGAAUCGGCCCCAAAGUACGAUAGAAGGCGACAUUUAUAUUACUUAUAAAAAUGAAUUGGACAGUGAUCAACCGAACUAUAGGACAAAGUUGCAUACAUUAUUUAAACAAAUUGAGAAAGAAUUUGAUUUAAUUUAUCAAGAGAAUCAAAAUCUACGAGAAAAAGUGGAUUUGUUAAAUGAGAAACUUGAAACGAAUGACAAACAGGGAUAUGAAGGGAUAGAUAUUGAUAAUAAUUUAUCUAAAGCUAUUACCAAAAAGUUGAGUUCAACAUCGUCGCAAAAACUUAAAACUGCUCAUAAAUUAAAAGCACAAACAAGCAAAAUUGUUUCUAGUUUUAAAGCUCCUCAAUUUAGUUGCGGUUUGGUUAAAGAAUACAUUGGGCAUAAAGAUGGUGUUUGGGAGGUUUCCGUUGCUCGACCUGGACAACCUCUAAUUGGAACAGCUUCAGCUGAUCAUAGCGCAUUUAUUUGGAGUAUAGAUAGCAGCAGAUGUUUACUACAAUAUCAUGGACACAAUGGUUCUGUUAAUUCCAUUAGAUUUCAUCCUUUGAAAGAUUUGGUUCUAACAGCCAGCGGUGAUUGUUCAGCUCAUAUUUGGCAAGCUGUUGUUAAUUGGGAUGUACCUAAAGGACAUUCAUCAGAAGAAGAAUUAGACGGUGAAGAAUGUGAUGAUCGAACUGAUUCACGGGCGGCAACUUUACGAACUCCAGUUUGUGAGUUAUCUGGUCACACAGGAGCAAUUUCGGCAGCCGAUUGGUUGGUUGGGGCGGAACAAAUUAUAACAGCUGGUUGGGAUCGACUAGGAAUUUUGCACGAUGUUGAUACUGGGGCGACGUUAAACACUCUAACCGGACAUGAUCUUGAACUGACUCAUACCGCCACCCAUCCGUCGCAAAAAUUAGCUGUGACGUCGUCGCGAGACACCACGUUUCGAUUAUGGGAUUUUAGGGAAACUGUACAUUCAGUAUCUGUCUUUCAAGGACAUACAGAGAGUGUAACAUCUGCUGUUUUUACACGAGAAGAUAAAGUAGUGUCAAGUUCUGAUGAUCGUACCGUAAAAGUUUGGGAUUUACGUAAUAUGCGGUCACCAGUAGCAACAAUAAGGGCGGAUUCCCCCGUAAAUCGACUUUCAGUUUCAUCUCACGGUAUCAUAGCGAUUCCGCACGAUAAUAGACACGUUAGAUUAUUUGAUUUAACCGGUCAAAGAUUAGCACGUUUACCGAGAUCUAGUCGACAAGGGCACAACAGGAUGGUAGCUUGUGUCGCUUGGGCUGAUGAUAAUCUAUACUCCGCGAAUUUAUUUACGUGCGGCUUUGACAGGCGGGUUUUGGGUUGGUCCGUCCAAUCGUUGAAAGAUCAAUAAUUUUCUAGUUUAAUGCUGAACGUUUUUGUUUCCUUUCAAACUUUUAAUAACAGAUCUAAAAAAAAAUGACUUUAGGUGCUAAGGCGUAUAAUUAAAUAGUACAAUGAAUUUUUUUCAAUUUUGCCACUAAUAAAACUUAACUGCGAUGAUAUUGUAAACGGAACAAGGAACGAAUGCUCAAUAAUGUUGAAAUAUCAUUGAUGUCGUGUGUUAUAUGAUGACGAUUUUAAUUUUUUUUGUUAGGGUAGUUGUAAUUUAUGGAAGUGGUUGUUGUUGACUAAAAAGGCCGCUUUUUUUAGUGUACAAAUAGAAGCUAAUUAUUUCUCCUGAUGUGAUAAAUAUAAGUCGUAUUAUAAUCAUUUAAUUUUUAAAUUAUCGCGAUGGCAUAUAUUUUAUUUUUUAUUUUAUUAUUAUUGAUUUGAUUCUGUGAGUUUUCUUCUUAAAUAAGUAUUAUUGCCAAAUAUUGUUCUAUUUGUUGCCACAAUGUGUUAUUUGAUUAUUUCCUAUUUCGAAAUAAAUACAAUCUUAUGAA
This is a messenger RNA of Onthophagus taurus, 2215 nucleotides long. RefSeq names its product WD repeat domain 37 (gene Wdr37). The record is from RefSeq and is a predicted model, not a curated record. Gene Ontology annotation, molecular function: protein binding. NCBI's taxonomy places the organism in Eukaryota, Metazoa, Arthropoda, Insecta, Coleoptera, Scarabaeidae.